UAAGGCCGGGAGGAGUGGCCGGGCCCGGGGGUCAGCCGCGCAGGGCCGGCCACUGUCACAGGCGUCCCGCGCUCCGGCUUGGUCCCGUCCUGCGCGCACCCGGCCGCACGGCGCACACUCGCGCUCUGGGACCACAUCCCGCCCCUCUCCGAGAGUCCUCAUGGGGCCCGAGGCGGCCUGCCCAGGGAGGGGCCUCCUGUCUGGCCUCCAGGUGAGGACCUGGAUCGAACCCGUGGUGGCUUCCACGCAGGUGGCCGCCUCCCUCUACGAGGCGGGGCUGCUCCUCGUGGUGAAGGCGUCCUUUGGAGCCGGGGCCUCCUCCAACCACAGCACCAGCCCGUCGCCCCGGGACGCCCUGGAGGACCAGCAGCAGAGGGCCAUCUCCAAUUUCUACAUCAUCUACAACCUCGUGGUGGGCUUGACGCCGCUGCUGUCUGCCUACGGGCUGGGCUGGCUCAGUGACCGCUACCACCGCAAGAUCUCCAUCUGCGUGUCCCUGCUGGGCUUCCUGCUCUCCCGCCUUGGGCUGUUGCUCAAGGUGCUGCUGGACUGGCCGGUGGAGGUGCUGUACGGGUCAGCGGCGAUAAAUGGGCUAUGCGGUGGCUUCUCGGCCUUCUGGUCCGGUGUCAUGGCCCUGGGCUCCCUGGGCUCCCCCGAGGGUCGCCGCUCUGUGCGCCUCAUCCUCAUCGACCUGAUCCUGGGCGUGGCAGGAUUCUGCGGGAGCAUGGCCUCUGGGCAUCUCUUCAAACAGAUGCCUGGGCACUCCGGGCAGGGCCUGGUGCUGACCGCCUGCAGCGUGAGCUGGGCUGCUUUUGCGCUUUUCUACAGCCUCUUGGUCCUGAAGGUCCCUGAGUCGGUGGCCAGACCCAGCAGGGCGCUCCCCGUGGUGGACACAGUAUCUGGCACGGUUGGCACCUACCGUGCCCUGGAUCCUGAUCAGUUAGACAAGCAGAGUGUGGUGGGGCACCCUCCAGCCCCUGGGAAGGCACAACCCCCAAGGACUAUCAUUGCCCUGCUCUUUGUGGGUGCCGUCGUAUAUGACCUGGCUGUGGUGGGCACCGUGGACGUGAUGCCCCUUUUCAUGCUAAGGGAGCCUCUCAGUUGGAACCAAGUGCAGGUGGGCUAUGGCAUGGCUGCAGGCUACACCGUCUUCAUCACCAGCUUCCUGGGUGUCCUGGUCUUCUCCCGCUGCUUCCAGGACACCACCAUGAUCAUGAUCGGUAUGGUGUCUUUUGGGUCAGGAGCCCUCCUCUUGGCGUUUGUGAAAGAGACAUACAUGUUCUACAUUGCUCGAGCUGUCAUGCUGUUCGCGCUCAUCCCCAUCACAACCAUCCGAUCAGCAAUGUCCAAACUCAUCAAGGGCUCCUCUUACGGAAAGGUGUUCGUCAUCCUGCAGCUGUCCCUGACUCUGACCGGGGUGGUGACCUCCACAGUCUACAACAAGAUCUAUCAACUCACCAUGGAAAAGUUUGUUGGCACCUGUUUUGCUCUCUCCUCCUUUCUCUCCUUCCUGGCCAUCAUCCCAAUUGGCAUCGUGGCCUAUAAACAAGCCUCAUUGUUGCAAUAUGGUGACAUCACGGAGACAUGAUGGUGCUGACCUACGGGAGCUGUGAGGACCAGCAACAGCGGGACCCCUUUGAAGGCAAAGGAAGGAACUGAGUGCUGGUGACCAAGGCAACCCACCACCCCCAAACCCCGAGUUCAAGCCAGAGUUGGCCUCCGAAUGACCCGCUCUGGCUCUGGGGUCCCUGGUGGGUGGGGGAAUUUUCUUGGUGAUAGAAAAACUUUCUC
Molecule: messenger RNA, 1791 nt
Organism: Mustela erminea (ermine)
Lineage: Eukaryota; Metazoa; Chordata; Mammalia; Carnivora; Mustelidae
Gene: SLC46A2
Product: solute carrier family 46 member 2
Exons: 4
Coding region: 161-1588 (475 amino acids)
Biological process (GO): transmembrane transport
Cellular component (GO): membrane
Molecular function (GO): transmembrane transporter activity
Source: RefSeq, a predicted model, not a curated record